This is a messenger RNA of Aspergillus pseudotamarii, 603 nucleotides long. RefSeq lists its product as uncharacterized. The record is from RefSeq and is a predicted model, not a curated record. The transcript has a single exon. NCBI's taxonomy places the organism in Eukaryota, Fungi, Ascomycota, Eurotiomycetes, Eurotiales, Aspergillaceae. The coding region runs from base 94 to 438 and encodes 114 amino acids.
GCUUUUGACUACUUUGCAGCUGCGUGAAUACCCUUCUAUGCAUUCUUGGGUGGCUUUGUCUACUUCAUAUUUCAAUUCUCUUCGAGUAAUGUAAUGUCUUUUCCAUCAUUGCUGGUCAUUCUGUUUUGGGGCGCUGGUCGACUUGCGUCUGUUCGUUUCCUGUGUCAAUUUUGCUUUAACAUAGUGGAUACCUACGAUAUAAACCGAUCUAUAUCUAUGACCUGUGUGACUUUGUGGGUCACCAAGAAAAAUCCCUGUUGUGGUGCUCGCGUGCAUUUACUUUGCCGUGUCUCCAUUGAGAUCUUGCAUGCCGUUUAUGCAUCUCUUUUAUGUUACUUAAUGGAAUUGCGAAGCCCACUAAUGGCUUUUUUGCAUAAUUGCAACAGACCCUUGAUAUUUGCCAAACAAAUAAAUCAAUAUAUCAUGUUUAUGCCUUAAAACACACCUUCCGUCUGCUCAAGAUGACCCAUGACUGCAAGUGCCCUGAACGGUCGAUGAUCUGCUUACGCAUAGAACAAAUUUUCGCUACAGGACAAGCAGAUAGCCAUCCUCUACAUGGAGGUCACCGGUCGUCACCUCAAGACUCCAUACAUCUCGCGGUCA